This is a messenger RNA of Colletotrichum destructivum, 2810 nucleotides long. RefSeq names its product Putative NACHT nucleoside triphosphatase, P-loop containing nucleoside triphosphate hydrolase. The record is from RefSeq and is a predicted model, not a curated record. Gene Ontology annotation, molecular function: protein binding. The transcript has 4 exons. Lineage: Eukaryota; Fungi; Ascomycota; Sordariomycetes; Glomerellales; Glomerellaceae. The coding region runs from base 10 to 2652 and encodes 880 amino acids.
GUACACAAUAUGGGUGAAAAACACGGUAAAAAACACAGUGGGCCGGCAGACACGCACACGGAUGUGUCAGGGACUUCCUCAAACAGCGGUUUGUCGGCCGAGCUGCGGCAGAUCCUGGCACGGAUCGAAGGAGAGAUUCGAGCUGAGACGCGACGAGAAAUCCACUCGUGGCUUGGCCAACGCCUGCCGAACGACCGCUACCACGACUCACUUCAACGGCGACUGGUGGGCACCUGCGACUGGAUUCUUUACCGACCAGCAUUCACGCAAUGGCUCUCCUCAGAGCCAAUUACGAACGCGAAGCUGCUGUGGAUCAACGGGCCGCCAGGGUUCGGGAAAACGAUCCUCUGCGCCCGCAUCGUCGAGCACCUGUCUUCUACACUUCAAACGCCCGUCGCCCACUACUUCUUCUCUUCCGAUCUCGAGACCCGUGACGACCCUUUCUCGAUCAUACGAGCAUGGGUCUCUCAGAUCGUGUAUCAUCACGAAGAUGCGUUCGAAUACGUCCGUCAAAGGUGGGAGGCGGACGCCGAUCCUGUCGUGACGCGUGCAACUACCCUGACGAUCUUCAAGCGGCUCCUCCACAUUGUUCCUGACUGCAUCUGCGUGGUUGAUGGACUGGAUGAAUGUACUUCAUCAGACACAGGAAACUCCUCUCUCAUGGCUUUCUUUCGAUCUGUUACAGACGCCAUGUCGGGAACAAGCGCUAGAGUCCUUCUUGUGAGCCGCGAUGAACAGAGGAUCCGAUACGCGGUCACAGACAACGCCCUCGACAGCCUUAUUGAGCACAAGAUAUCGCCUGACGACGUGCGGCCAGACACGACCGUUGUUUCGAGAGAGAUCAUCGACAGAAAGCUACCUAACAAAGGCGACGAUGUGCGGUCAACCCUAUCCGAAGCAUUGGCCAAUCGAUGUGACGGCCAGUUCCUCUGGCUUACGAUGCAAGAGCCCGCUCUAAGAAAAGGCAUGAACACGAAACAGCUGCAACAAGCCAUCAAUAAUAGCCCAACCGGACUUGAACAUCUCUACGAUCACGCCUGGACCAAAAUCACUCAAUACAGAGAGCCGGACAAGGCCCGUGCCUUUGCUCUCUUGCGCUGGGCAGCAUUCGCACUCCGGCCGCUUACUGUCUGCGAGAUCACCGAAGCUGCCCUCAUCGAUGAUUCCGAAGACUUACCAUUGGAGGAUCUCCCCGACGCCCUAGACGCUGAUUACACCGAAACCGAGAUCACAGUGUGUUUAGUACACUUUACUGUCCGGGAAUAUCUUCUUCCCAACCUUCCUCUACCAACCUGGUUGAGGCAAAACCAACACCUGCACGCAUCCCAUGAACAAUUACAGAACACAUCUAUUGCAAAGGCGUGUCUUCAUUAUAUCAGCUCAAGAAGAACUUGGGAUGGCAGUCCUCUCAAUACAACAUCACCCGUUGGCAUCUCUCUCCGCAACUACGCGGCCAUAUCCUGGCACCAACAUAUUGACUUAGGUUUACCUAUGGUCAUAGAAUUAUCAAAGGUCAUCAGAGAAUUUUUCGACGAAAGAAAUCCAACAUGGAUAGCAUGGAGGACAAUGAUAGAGUUGGAAGAUGCAAAACAAGACAACAGACUGGUUGAGAUCAAUCCGCCGGGGCCGUUGUAUUACGCUGUGAGGUUUCAAUUGACUAGCGAGGUCAGGUUCCUUGUCAAAGAGAAGGGGUACAACGUGAAUGAAAACAGCAGUUUGGGAAGGUCGGCUUUGGUUUGUGCGUGUUUCAACGGCGAUGUGAAAAUUGCAGCAAUACUUAUUGCCAAUGGGGCCGAUGCCACCAUCGCCGUUGAAGAUCGACGGACGCCAAUGCAUGCGGCAUCGCAGAACGGCCAUAUCAACGUGGUCAGGCUACUUCUCGAGAAAGGGGUCGAUACCACUGUCACUGACGAAGAUGGGUGGACGCCAAUGCAUUUUGCAUCACAGAACGGCCAUAUCGAAGUAGUUAAGCUACUUCUCAAGAAAAGGGCCGAUGCCGUUGUCACGAACAACGACGGGUGGACGCCAAUGCAUGCAGCAUCACUGAGUGGCCAUGUCGACGUGGUUAAGCUGCUUGUCGAGAAAGGGGCCGAUGCCACUGCCACUGACAACAAUGGACGGACGCCGAUACAUGCGGCAUUACAAAAUGAUCACAUCGAUGUGUUCCAGAUGUUCCUCCAAACGGAGAGGAUUAAUAUUGACUGGCGAGACAAGAAUGGUCGAUCCCUGCUGUCGUUGGCGGCUGGCAACGGCCAUGAAACCAUUCUCAAAACGAUCCUAGUAAUCGACAAUCUUGACAUCAACUCGUGUGAUACCAGCGGUCGCACAGCACUUUCGUGGGCAGCUAGCAAAGGCAAAGAAAAGGCAGUAUUGUUGUUGCUUGCAAAUGGAAAGAUGGACCUCUACUUUGAAGACAAGCAUGGCUUCACACCACUCAUGAGGGCCACGUGGAGAUCCCAUAUCAAGGUGGUGAAACUACUCAUUCAAGCUGGUUGUGGGCCGCAAGACACUUGCAAAGACGGAUUGGUCUUCCAAGCCUUCAACUUCAUGUUGACGGUUGACUUUGACGAGUUUAUGACGAGUAUUGGCUAUGUCAGGGACGAAGACCUUUUGGGUCUAAGGGGACUGUUUCAGGAGCCGAUUACCAUGUAACGUUUAACAUAUCUUGAUCAAGCACAUGCCACUUCCAAUGCCUUCUAUCAAUAACCCACCCAAGAAGAGAGCGGAAUUUGACAUGAGACGGGUCUCGAGUUUGAUUUGCCGAGAAUUGUGGUGAUACAAGUCUUGAGAGUACGCGACAGCAGUAUGAU